AAUGAAAUUAUUCCACAAUCAGUCCAUAUUGUGACACUUGCCAUUUCUCAAGAAAUCCUCCAAAUAACAAAGCAGAAGUGUAUCGUACCAUUAUUGGCCUUGCCCAAGAGAAAAUGAAUAAAGCCAAAGCCAAAACCAAGGAGGCUGCCUUUCAAUUUUCCGGAGACAUUGCAAGAAUAUGAAGCACUUGACCCCCCAAUAAAGGCAAAAGAUAUUAUAUCAUCAUUUCAAGCUCCACUCAUCACAUUUUCUUAAGGGUUUUUGAGCUAAACUCUCGUGGGGUUUUGUUGAUAUCAAGUUUGAAGAACAAACUGAUCGCAUGGAAGAGAUCAAGGGUGGAAUCAAGAAAGAUGUCACUGAAUUAGUAGGUAAUACUCCAAUGGUAUAUCUAAGUAAAGUGGCUGAUGGCUGUUUUGCUCGUAUCGCUGCUAAAUUAGAGACAAUGGAGCCCUGUUCUAGCGUCAAAGACAGGAUCGGGCUGAGUAUGAUUGAAGAUGCAGAGGAUAAGGGCCUGAUUACACCAGGGAAGACUGUCUUAAUCGAGGUUACGGGGGGUAACACGGGCAUUGCACUGGCGAGCAUUGCAGCAGUGAAGGGCUAUAAACUUAUUGUAGUUAUGCCAGCUUCAUAUAGUCUCGAAAGACGAGUGCUGCUUCUGGCUUUCGGAGCCGAACUGCACAUCACAGACCCUGCAGCAGGGUUUAAAGGGCUUCUAAAGAAGGUUGAGGAGAUAAUGGAAGUCACACCCAAUAGCUAUUUUCUGCAGCAAUUUGAAAAUCCAUCAAAUCCAAAGAUUCAUUAUGAAACCACUGGGCCAGAGAUAUGGAAAGACUCGGGAGGAAAAGUUGAUGCUUUGGUUGUAGGGAUUGGAACUGGAGGGACAAUUACUGGUGCAGGGAAUUUUCUCAAGGAACAGGACCCAGACAUUAAGGUUUAUGCAGUGGAACCAGCCGAGAGUGCUGUGCUAAGUGGAGAACAACCUGGCAAGCAUCUCAUUCAAGGAAUUGGGGCUGGCUUCAUCCCUGCUGUUCUUGAUACCAAUGUUUAUGAUGAAAUUAUUCAGAUCUCAAGUGAGGAAGCAAUGGAAACUGCAAAGCUUCUUGCACUAAAGGAAGGGCUCCUUGUGGGGAUUUCAUCAGGUGCAGCAGCAGCUGCUGCAAUAAAGGUUGCCAAGAGACAAGAGAGUGAAGGAAAACUUAUUGUUGUUAUCUUUCCAAGCUCCGGCGAGCGAUAUCUGUCAACGGAACUUUUUGAUUCAAUCAGGCAUGAAGCAGAAAACAUGACUUGUGUAUAAGUUGGUUCAGUCGAAAUUUUCACACGUUCUUGUAUCGAUUCAAAUCUUGAAAUUUGAACGUGUUGUUGAAGGAAAAGAAUGAUAAGAAUGAUUAAAAAGGUAAAUUUAAUUAGACUUUAUGUAUAUAAAAUAAUAGUAGAUUGUGUUCAUGUAAAAAUAUGAAAGUUUCUAAUCUUUCUUUGACUGCUAAAACUUAAAGAGAUAUGGAAAGUUCAUGAUUAGAACUUCUGUCUUA
Messenger RNA from Cucumis sativus (cucumber), 1529 nucleotides. Its product is annotated as cysteine synthase. Gene Ontology annotation, cellular component: cytoplasm. NCBI's taxonomy places the organism in Eukaryota, Viridiplantae, Streptophyta, Magnoliopsida, Cucurbitales, Cucurbitaceae. Gene Ontology annotation, molecular function: cysteine synthase activity. The transcript has 11 exons. The record is from RefSeq and is a predicted model, not a curated record. The coding region runs from base 320 to 1294 and encodes 324 amino acids.